AUGGCGGCUAGUGCUGGUGCCAGCAGCUGGUCGGGCAGCAGCGGCGGCAGUACAUCCUCUCAAGGACGUCAACUGGCUACCGCACAACCCGCCCAGGAGGAGCGCCUAGUGGUUGCGGUACGUGUACGUCCGAGCCUGGAGGCCACCGAGCGCUGCAUUGAGGUCAUCUCUGGCGGCUCCCUGCUAUAUGAUGAUGGUGGCAAAAGCCGACCACGCAAAUAUUCCUACGACCAUGUCUUCAAGGAGAACGACACACAGGAACAGGUGUACAAAACCACCACAGCGCCACUAGUUAGAGAUGUCCUGAAUGGUUACAAUGCGGCGGUCUUUGCAUAUGGCGCUACUGGUUCCGGCAAGACGCACACAAUGCUGGGGCCUGUGCCGCGCAAGAAACCCUCGACAGCUGACCGCGGGCCGACAGCAGCCGGUGGCUACGAGGCGGAUGUUAGCAGUCAGGACAUUGGCUUGAUGGUGCGCGCGAUCGAGGAUAUUUUUGUACACAUUGAGGCAGCAGGGCCAGAGAGCUCCACCAAGGUAUCGAUUUCGUAUCUUGAAAUUUACAAUGAACUAAUACGGGAUUUGCUGAAUCCUGGUGGACCGCUGGAGCUGCGUGAGGAUCAUCGUGGCCAACGCAUUACCGUAGCCGGGCUCUCCGAAAUAACCACAUCCAGCCGCAAGGAGGUCGUCAGCCUGCUUAUCAAGGGCAACAAGGCGCGCACAAUGGAGCCCACAGCAGCCAACCAGACUUCAUCACGCAGCCAUGCCCUGCUUAGUAUUACUGUACAGACCCGCACGCCCCUGGGCACCAAGCAGGGCAGGCUCUUUCUAACUGAUCUGGCUGGAUCGGAGCGCGCCAAGAAGACGAAGAAUCGUGGCAAGCGCUUGCAGGAAGGCGCCCACAUCAAUCGCAGUCUGCUGGCUUUGGGAAACUGCAUCAAUGCCCUGUCAGGCGGUGCUCGCUACGUCAACUAUCGCGACUCAAAGCUCACCCGACUGCUCAAAGAGGCGCUCAGUGGCCGCUGCAAGACGGUCAUGAUCGCCCACGUCGCUCCCGAGAGCAAGCAUCGGGACGAGACCAAGAACACCCUGGUAUAUGCGGAUCGUGCAAAUAGCAUCACCACCAAGCUGCAGAGUUCCGUAUACAUUGAUGAGUUCAAAAACUUUCCCACCAAGCACUACCAGAGCCUGGUCUCAGAACUGCGGGACGAGGUCACCCGCCUGCGCACUAAGAUGCUAACGGAACGUCCGCGCAGCGGAGCUGCCGCCGCGGCAGCAACAACAUCAGCACAUCAGCCACCCAGCGAGGAGCUAAACGAGCAGCGCAAAACGGAGCUGCGAUAUCUGCGGGAACAGAUUGUGCUGACCUUUAAGCAGCAGAUGAAACUGCGACGCAAGCUGCUCGAGGCGGAGAGCCAUCUGCUGGGCCUGGAACUGGAUGCCGAGCGACAGCAUAUGAUCAUUUCCCACUGGCAGGGGCGCAUUGGCAAGCUGUAUGAUGCACCUGGAGAAGAUGACGUGGAAUCGGAGGGCUCAGUGGCUUUAAAGAAUGCCUGGGGUGAGUUGGCGGCUAUAGAGAAGGAGACGCGGCGUUAUAAGGAAAUUCGUGAGCAUACAGAGCACGAGCUGGAGCUAUGUCGCCAGAAGGGUGUCAAGUUAGAGGAUGAGCUUCCGGAACGCAUUAGCAGCGAUGAGGAGCGCGAGCUGCUUGCCCUUCUCUGCCGCGUCCAUGAACUGGAGGCGGACAAGGUAUCGCUGCAAGCGGAGCGGCUGGCUCGUCAGGCGGAGCUGCGGCGUCGCGAUCUGCAGCUGUUGCGUGCCGAGCGGCAACGGCGCCUGUGCGAGGACAUCAUUAGCUCCCAGCGUCGUCUUAUUGAGGAAGGCAACGUCGAGCUGCCGGAUGAGCUGCGCGAACUCUACGGCCUGUAUCAGCAGGAGAUACACGCCGGAGUUGUCACGCCCAGCACAAGCGGCUACGAGAAGAAGCUGCCGCCCAUAUACACAGCUGGCUCCGAUUCGCCCAGUUCCAGUUCCAGCUCUGAAUGGUCUCCCGCCUCACCAUUGCCGGUUAUAGAAGGUCAUCCCGAGCUCAUUGUCGUACCGGAGGGUCCCGAUCGCCUAAUGGGUCCGCCAGUGAAUCCGCGUCUGCCACGUCUGUCCACUGCAGUGCCAGCGACCGGCACACGCCGCCCCUCGUUGCGUCUGGGCAAGCAGACGCAUCCUUAGAGGCGGCAGCGCCAACUCUGUUCGAGUUGCUCAGGAAUAGUUGUAAAGGAUUAGGUUAGGAUUCUAA
Messenger RNA from Drosophila novamexicana, 2290 nucleotides. RefSeq names its product kinesin-like protein KIF19 (gene Kif19A). The coding region runs from base 1 to 2223 and encodes 740 amino acids. The transcript is spliced from 5 exons. Gene Ontology annotation, biological process: microtubule-based movement. Lineage: Eukaryota; Metazoa; Arthropoda; Insecta; Diptera; Drosophilidae. The record is from RefSeq and is a predicted model, not a curated record. Gene Ontology annotation, molecular function: ATP binding; microtubule motor activity; microtubule binding.